UGGCAUUCACCUUCAUCCCAGGAGAUGGAUUCCUUUAUGUCUUCCUCCAGCCAGCCGGGACCACAUAGCCAUCCAGAUCAACAGCUGUAUAUCUUAACUUGGCAGGACCUCUGUGAAUCUCCUUCUCCAUGGGUGAAGCCUUUUCUUAUCCCCGCUCCUACUCCUCCUCCCACGAUUCUAUCUCUCAAACCCUCUGCUCCUUCUCCACCCUUUGUUCUCCCUGAGUCUCAAGAUUUGACUCUGCUGGACUCUCCUCCCUUUCCUUAUCCCCUGCCUUCAUUCCCCAACACCCAACACACUGUAAGUGAUUCCCCUGCUGCUGACUCAGCUUCUCCACCACUGGAGGAGGCUAAGCCGGCCCAGUGCCCUCCAGAUGACUCCCCCACGGCACACACAGCCCCUCCUCCCUUGGAGGAAGCUGGCCCGGCUAAAGGAACUCGCCGGCAGUGAAUGAUUAAAAACCCUGAAGCCCCCAUGAUACUUCCCCUCCAUCCUUAUGGGCCAAUGAUAGAGGAUGGUCAUGGUGGAGAAAUGCAAGCCUACCAGUAUUGGCCUUUCUCCUCUUCAGAUCUAUAUAACUGGAAAAACAACAAUCCCCCUUUUUCCGAGGACCCCACCCGGCUCACAGGUCUGAUUGAGUCAUUGAUGUUUUCACAACAACCUACUUGGGAUGACUGCCAACAACUCCUAGGCACUAUCUUCAUGACAGAGGAAGAAGAGAGAAUCCUCCUGGAAGCAAGAAAAAAAUAUCCUUGGACCAGAUGGGUGACCGACACAACUUCCCAACAUAAUCGAAGCCGACUUCCCCUUGAACUGACCCAACUGGGACCCCAACACCUUUGAAGGUAGGGAGCAUCUGUCCACUUAUUGCCGGGCUCUAAUAGCGGGUCUCCGAGCAGCCACUAGACGGCCAACUAAUUUGGCCAAGGUAAGAGAGAUUAUUCAAGGGCCUGAUAAAUUUCCAUCUAUGU
Messenger RNA from Ictidomys tridecemlineatus (thirteen-lined ground squirrel), 971 nucleotides. NCBI's taxonomy places the organism in Eukaryota, Metazoa, Chordata, Mammalia, Rodentia, Sciuridae. The record is from RefSeq and is a predicted model, not a curated record.